AUGGGGAAUUCUUCAUCAUCAAUCACAGAGGGAUCCAUCCAUGAUUUCGUCGUCAAGGACACUAAAGAUCAAGACGUCAGCCUCGAUAUAUAUAAGGGGAAAGUGUUGCUUAUUGUCAAUGUCGCCUCCCAAUGUAGGUGCACAAACUCGAAUUACACCGAGUUAGCUGAGCUUUACACUCAAUUCAAGGAUAAAGGUUUGGAGAUAUUGGCAUUUCCAUGCGAACAGUUCUCGAAGAAGGAACCGGGAUCAAGCCAAGACGCAGAGCAAUUUGCAUGCACAAGAUUCAACGCCGAGUUUCCCAUGUUUCAAAAGGUGAAAGUGAAUGGAGCAAAUGCAGCACCAGUUUACAAGUUCCUGAAAUCAAAUAAAAAAGGGCAUUUUGGGGGUAGCAUCAAAUGGAAUUUCACCAAGUUUCUUGUUGACAGAGAUGGACAUGUCAUCAAUCGUUAUGGAACAACGACCUCCCCAGUGGCUAUCGCGGUCUCUCUCUCUCUCUCACACACACCUCUUUCCCUUAUUGAUACUGCCAAAUUCUGUAUUGCAUUGCAGGACGACAUAAAAAAGGCUCUGGGAGACGAAACUUGAAAGGAUUUA
This is a messenger RNA of Salvia splendens (bonfire salvia), 597 nucleotides long. RefSeq names its product probable phospholipid hydroperoxide glutathione peroxidase. The transcript has 5 exons. The record is from RefSeq and is a predicted model, not a curated record. NCBI's taxonomy places the organism in Eukaryota, Viridiplantae, Streptophyta, Magnoliopsida, Lamiales, Lamiaceae. Gene Ontology annotation, cellular component: cytosol. Bases 1 to 588 code for a protein of 195 amino acids. Gene Ontology annotation, molecular function: peroxidase activity. Gene Ontology annotation, biological process: response to oxidative stress.